Messenger RNA from Strigops habroptila (Kakapo), 10775 nucleotides. It is a transcript of the gene KCNMA1, whose product is annotated as potassium calcium-activated channel subfamily M alpha 1. The transcript has 34 exons. Gene Ontology annotation, molecular function: large conductance calcium-activated potassium channel activity. The coding region runs from base 264 to 4181 and encodes 1305 amino acids. Lineage: Eukaryota; Metazoa; Chordata; Aves; Psittaciformes; Psittacidae. Gene Ontology annotation, cellular component: postsynaptic membrane. Gene Ontology annotation, biological process: transmembrane transport; potassium ion transport. The record is from RefSeq and is a predicted model, not a curated record.
GGGGGGGACUGAGUAUCGCUAAUAACAAGUUAAAGACUAAUAACAAUAAUAACAGAUCACCUCCGGGAAGGUCUGCGGCGGAGACUGAGAGAUCCCCGCGGAAGCCAGCGGGGUUGCAGCGCUGGGUAUCUUGGAGAGACGCUCCGAGGCAUCAGUUUGUGGUGCGGCGGCAGCAGCAAUAUGGCUGGUGAUGGGUUUUUUGGGGGGCGCUGGCGGCGGGAGGAGCUCUCGGAAGCCCCUGCGCGCCCGGCUCGCUGUUAGCUAUGGCAAAUGGCAGCGGCGGCGGCUCCUACCCGGGCGGCAGCGGCGGCGGCGGCGGCGGCAUUAGAAUGAGUAACAAUAUCAACGCCAACAAUCUCAACACAGACUCGUCCUCCUCCCCCGUCAAUGUGCCCAAGAUGGAUGCGCUCAUCAUCCCGGUGACCAUGGAGGUGCCCUGCGAUAGCCGCGGACAGCGCAUGUGGUGGGCUUUCCUCGCCUCGUCCAUGGUCACUUUCUUUGGGGGACUGUUUAUCAUCCUGCUGUGGAGGACCCUCAAAUACCUGUGGACUGUCUGCUGCCACUGCGGGGUCAAAACCAAGGAGGCCCAGAAGAUCAAUGGUGGUGGAGAUACGCAGGCAGAUGGGGCCUGCAAACCAACAGAUGAAAAAGAGGAGAAUGUGGCAGCAGAAGUGGGAUGGAUGACCUCCGUGAAGGAUUGGGCAGGAGUCAUGAUAUCUGCCCAGACAUUAACUGGCAGAGUACUUGUUGUCUUAGUCUUCGCUCUUAGUAUUGGUGCUCUUGUAAUAUACUUCAUAGAUUCAUCAAAUCCAAUAGAAUCCUGCCAGAAUUUCUACAAAGAUUUCACAUUACAGAUUGACAUGGCUUUCAAUGUGUUCUUCCUACUCUACUUCGGCUUGCGUUUCAUAGCAGCCAAUGACAAGCUAUGGUUUUGGCUAGAAGUUAACUCAGUAGUAGAUUUCUUCACAGUCCCUCCAGUGUUUGUGUCAGUAUAUUUAAACAGAAGUUGGCUUGGUUUAAGAUUUUUAAGAGCCCUUAGACUGAUACAGUUUUCAGAAAUUUUGCAGUUUCUGAAUAUCCUUAAAACAAGUAAUUCCAUCAAGCUAGUGAAUCUGUGCUCUAUAUUUAUCAGUACGUGGCUGACAGCAGCUGGGUUCAUACAUUUGGUGGAGAACUCAGGGGAUCCAUGGGAAAAUUUCCAAAAUAAUCAACCACUAACAUAUUGGGAAUGUGUUUAUUUAUUGAUGGUUACAAUGUCCACUGUUGGCUAUGGAGAUGUUUAUGCAAAAACAACCCUUGGUCGCCUUUUCAUGGUCUUCUUCAUCCUUGGGGGAUUGGCCAUGUUUGCCAGCUACGUCCCUGAAAUCAUAGAGUUAAUAGGAAACCGCAAGAAAUAUGGUGGUUCCUAUAGUGCGGUUAGUGGAAGAAAGCACAUAGUUGUCUGUGGUCACAUAACACUCGAAAGCGUGUCCAACUUCCUGAAGGACUUCCUGCACAAGGAUAGGGAUGAUGUCAACGUAGAAAUCGUCUUUCUGCAUAAUAUCUCCCCUAACCUUGAGCUGGAAGCUCUUUUUAAACGACACUUCACUCAGGUGGAAUUUUAUCAGGGUUCAGUCCUUAAUCCCCAUGACCUGGCAAGAGUGAAGAUAGAGUCAGCAGAUGCGUGCCUAAUCCUUGCUAAUAAAUACUGCGCUGACCCAGAUGCUGAAGAUGCCUCCAAUAUUAUGAGAGUUAUUUCAAUAAAGAAUUACCAUCCGAAGAUAAGAAUUAUCACUCAGAUGUUGCAGUAUCACAAUAAGGCCCAUCUGCUAAAUAUCCCAAGCUGGAACUGGAAAGAAGGGGACGAUGCAAUCUGUCUUGCUGAGCUUAAGCUGGGUUUCAUAGCCCAGAGCUGCCUGGCACCAGGCCUUUCAACAAUGCUCGCCAACCUCUUCUCUAUGAGGUCAUUCAUAAAGAUUGAGGAGGAUACAUGGCAGAAAUACUACCUGGAAGGAGUUGCAAAUGAAAUGUAUACAGAAUAUCUGUCUAGUGCCUUUGUGGGUUUGUCCUUCCCUGCAGUGUGUGAACUGGUGUUUGCGAAACUAAAGCUUUUAAUGAUAGCCAUAGAAUACAAGUCGGAAAAACGAGAAAGCAGAAGCCGAAAGCGUAUAUUAAUCAAUCCUGGAAACCAUGUCAAGAUUCAAGAAGGUACUUUAGGAUUCUUCAUUGCAAGUGAUGCCAAAGAAGUAAAAAGGGCAUUUUUUUAUUGCAAGGCCUGUCAUGAUGACAUCACAGAUCCCAAAAGGAUAAAAAAAUGUGGCUGCAAACGGCUGAUCUAUUCCAAGAUGUCCAUCUACAAGAGAAUGAAACUGGCAUGUUGUUUUGAUUGCGGACGCUCUGAGCGUGACUGCUCUUGCAUGUCAGGCAGUGUACAUAGUAACAUGGACACCCUUGAGAGAGCCUUCCCACUUUCUUCUGUCUCUGUUAAUGAUUGCUCCACCAGUUUACGUGCCUUUGAAGAUGAGCAGCCGUCAACACUAUCACCCAAAAAAAAGCAGCGAAAUGGAGGCAUGCGAAAUUCACCCAACUCCUCACCCAAACUGAUGAGGCAUGACCCCUUGUUAAUUCCUGGCAACGAGCAGAUUGACAACAUGGAUGCCAAUGUGAAAAAAUAUGACUCUACAGGGAUGUUUCAUUGGUGUCCAGCCAAGGACAUUGAAAAGGUCAUUUUGACUCGAAGCGAAGCAGCGAUGACAGUUUUAAGUGGGCAUGUAGUUGUUUGCAUAUUUGGAGAUGUUAAAUCUGCUUUGAUUGGAUUAAGAAAUUUAGUGAUGCCAUUACGAGCCAGCAACUUUCAUUACCAUGAACUCAAGCACAUUGUGUUUGUGGGUUCACUUGAAUACCUGAGAAGGGAAUGGGAGACACUGCAUAACUUCCCCAAGGUUUCAAUCUUGCCUGGUACGCCAUUAAGUCGGGCUGAUUUAAGGGCUGUCAACAUCAACCUCUGCGACAUGUGCGUUAUCCUGUCAGCCAAUCAGAAUAAUAUUGAUGAUGCUUCGCUGCAGGACAAGGAAUGCAUCUUGGCGUCACUCAACAUCAAAUCUAUGCAGUUUGAUGACAGCAUUGGGGUCUUGCAGGCUAAUUCCCAAGGCUUUACACCCCCUGGGAUGGAUAGAUCAUCUCCAGACAACAGUCCAGUCCAUGGCCUGUUACGUCAACCCUCCAUUACAACCGGAGCCAACAUCCCUAUUAUAACAGAGCUAGCUAAGCCUGGCAAACUUCUGCCUUUGGUUUCAAUCAGUCAGGAAAAAAACAGUGGAACCCACAUUCUAAUGAUAACUGAACUGGUAAAUGAUUCAAAUGUUCAGUUCUUGGACCAAGAUGAUGAUGAUGAUCCAGACACGGAACUGUAUCUCACGCAGCCCUUUGCAUGUGGAACCGCAUUUGCUGUCAGUGUGCUGGACUCUCUCAUGAGCGCAACAUACUUCAAUGACAAUAUCCUCACACUGAUACGGACAUUGGUAACAGGAGGAGCCACACCAGAGCUGGAAGCACUGAUUGCUGAGGAAAAUGCAUUGAGAGGAGGCUACAGCACGCCCCAGACACUUGCAAACAGGGACAGGUGUCGAGUUGCUCAAUUGGCUUUGUAUGAUGGGCCGUUUGCAGACCUAGGGGAUGGAGGAUGUUAUGGAGAUCUAUUUUGUAAAGCAUUAAAAACAUACAAUAUGCUUUGCUUUGGAAUUUAUCGAUUAAGGGAUGCACAUCUAAGUACUCCCAGCCAAUGCACUAAACGUUACGUUAUCACAAACCCACCGUAUGAAUUUGAGCUUGUGCCGACAGACUUGAUCUUCUGUUUGAUGCAAUUUGACCACAACGCUGGCCAGUCUCGGGCCAGUCUUUCUCAUUCCUCCCAUUCCUCCUAUUCUUCCAGCAAGAAGAGCUCGUCAGUUCACUCCAUCCCAUCAACAGCAAACCGACCGAAUCGCACCAAGACUAGGGAUUCACGGGAAAAACAGAAUGCAACAAGGAUGAAUAGAAUGGGCCAAGCAGAAAAGAAAUGGUUUACAGAUGAGCCGGAUAAUGCCUAUCCCAGAAACAUUCAAAUCAAGCCCAUGAGCACUCACAUGGCCAAUCAGAUCAAUCAAUAUAAAUCGACAAGCAGCUUGAUACCACCAAUCAGAGAAGUUGAAGAUGAAUGUUGACUCCUUCGAGGCCAGAACUAUAUUUUUAAAGCCUGACAAACUUCAUGAAUGGUGAUGUGACAUUUAUUCCUCUUAUAUGCUGAACAACUGAUGGAGAAGUUAAGAAGGGCAAGCCUAAUGGGAAAAUAAAAAGUAGACAGAUGAUUGUUUGUCUGCCUUUAAUAUUGCUUCCACAUAUUUUGGAAACUAUUUCAUUUAUAAAUGAACAUAAUCAAAACUAGUCGUGUAUAGCCUCUAGCAUUUUAAAUUAUUUUUAUUUAUUAGAAAAAAAUAUAUUUUUCUUUUUUUUUCAUCGUCAAGUAUAUUCCCUUAUAAAAACCUGCAUAUGUGGCCAGACUCCUAAGAAUUUUAAAAAAACAAACUUCAGUCUUUGGCUUAAAGGAGAAUGAUGGUCACAGUUAUGAGGACAUGUAAUUAAGGGAGACAAAUGAUAUAUUUACAAGAAGAAAAAAAAAGGUCCAACCUGUAUUUUAGUAAAUCAAAAAAAAAAAAAAAAAAAAGGAAAAAAAACCAGUUCACCUUCUUUACUGGAGGAUGUGUAUUUUGUUCAGCAUUGACACCAGCUCUUAAUAAACUGAACUUAUUUAUUUUCAAACUUGAAAGUCAUAUUUUUGUACAUGUAACAUUCUGAAAUAUUCUUCGUUUUAUUACCAUAUACAGCUCAUCUUAAUUGCCAGUUAUGUUAAGGUCCAAUAACCCCCCACAGACACACUGCACCCCGCUCCCAUGCUACGUGCCCACAUACACAGACAGAAGCCCAGCAUCCUCAAUAACCUCCUGCGACACUAGCUUAGUGAACAUCACUACUCUAAACUGAGUACCAUGUAGAUCAUGUGUUCCUGGGCAGCACUUUCUAUAAAUGGCAAAUCUGUCAAUUCCACUCCACUUCCCAUUAGCCAUCAGCAGUCGCUAAUUUCCAGAAGUCAGGCUUGGCAAUUCCUCUUCUUUUGCCAUGUAUUACAGUGCUUUAAACCAGAGUGCAUAAAUAGUGCAUGAAAUCAUAAGUUAUAAACCUUCACAUCUACUAUAUUUUGUUGCUUCCUUACUUCAGAAGUGCUGACAGCCUUGCAUCAAUCUUGUUUAUUUAUUUGGUUCAAAUUCUUCCUGAUAUGUAUAAAGGUUUAGCUCCAGAUCUUUGCACUUUGGUGAUAGCUCAUACCUUGGUAAAAGGCACACGGAAUCUCCUUUUGGUGAGUUCAGCUGAGGAUUAAAAAUUGGCUUAGCCUCAGCUCUGUAAUCUCACAACAUGCUGUUCUCAGUUAAUUCCUGAACCAAGUAACAUCUUAUUUUAGAAGUUGGGUUUUUUUUGGGGGGGUUUUUUGGGGUUUUGUUUUGUUUUGGGUGGGGGGGUGUGUUUGGUUUUUGGGGGCAGGUUGUUUGGGUUUUUUUGUUAUUUUUUAAUUCAAUUUUUCCUUUGUUGGGACACCACACAUAAAAUACAGUAAUAACCAAAUCAAAAUAAAGGUAAUGAAUGUAUUUAUUACAAUAAUCUACAAAAGGCCUUUGAUGGGUGCCUUUUGUAUCAGCAGUUUCACAAAGUUGCCGACAAGCUUCAUAGCCAUCAGACAAAAAUAUGAUGUUUCAUAUCUGUGCUGCAGUAUCUAUCCACCCAAGUAUUUGCUGUUUUAAAUGAUUUAGUAACUCUCUCUGUCUCAAAUUAGCAACAAUCUAACACAAUUGUGUGACCAAAAAAAAAAAAACCACCACCAAAAAAAAAAAAAACCCCAAAAAAAACCAAACCAGAAAAGGCUGUGCUAAUAAGGAUUAAACAAAAACCACAGUCAUCAGGAAAGACAGAUUUUCAUUGUGCAAGUUAACUUUAGGCUUUGUAAUUUUGCAGAAUUGUUAAACACCACAAUAAAACAUACUAUCAUUAAAGAAAUAUCAGUGAAUCAAACAAAUACAAAGCAGAUGAUUAAUUUGUUGUGAAAACAAUGAUGUCCACUAUAUAAUCCAACAUUUAGGCUAAACUAUCUCAGCUUUAAUGUUUGUCCACUGGCUGCAGUACAAAUAUAACCAUAGUAACACCUAAUAGAGUUUAUUCUGGAGUGACUUCUUGGACUGUGACUACUUUGUUGUUACAUUUUGUAGAAUAGCUAUUUAAAGACAAUACAAGAAUUGUUAAUACAGUAGCUGUAAAAUUGGAUUGUUUAAAAUAUUUCACUCUCCUACAAAGUAACAAAAUAAUUUAAGCAGGUUUUCAUUAUUAUUUAGACCAUGUUUAACCCAUUUCACUGUCCUCAAACAGAAGAUUAUUCUGGUCAGUUCUUCUGAUCUAUGCUGCUUCAGCUAGUGAUACAUUAUAAUUUAUAUCCAGCUUCUGUGUUGGGUCAUGUUAAGCCUUUAUUUUGAAGUCAGUGCUCCUUUUUCAUUUAUGAACUGCAUUCGUAUUAUAACCAGAGUGAAAAAAGCUGGUCCUGAGUACAGGAGAAUGUUUGAACUUUGUGUUCAACUUCACCAAGUACAUGUGAAUUUUUUAUUUUUUUUUUUUCUUAGAAGACCAGUCUUUUACUGUAGGGACAUCAUAAAACAUUACAUCUAUCUUAUACUUUAUCAUAUACAGUGCCAUUUCUGAGUGUCCUUCCUUCAGAAGUGAGCAUUCACUGGAUAAAACAUACUAAUGAAGCAAAUACAACACCCCUACUUAGCUAAGGUUUGUGUGUGUCUCUGUCCAGUUUAACUGUCCCACUCAAAUAUAUCAUGCUGUCAUUGUACUUAAAUAAAGGACAAGAUCUGCAUACACUCAUGCUCUCUCCCAGCACAGAUGGCUCCGUAUGUAAUGAUAGAAAGACAGAACACCACCUGUAGAAAGCAUGCCAGGCAGAGAGGUAUAGUUUGCAUUUCCCAUUUCUAGAAAAGCUAAGAGCAAUUAAUCUUUUCUUACUCCUCUUUUUGAUGAUCAAAGACAGAGGAUCGACUUCUGGCAAUUAGAUGGAGGAUCAUGGAGAAAACCUGUUGGAGAUCUUUGAAGUUUAGCCAUUAAAGACUAAAAUAAGGCCAGCACCAGUAUUUGGAUUUUGGAUAUAUGAAGUUACACCAGGGCAAGUAGCUGGGAAAGUGGCAUAAGCAGCAGCUGGCAGACCAUGUGACAACUGAUGUAGAAUAAGUUUUUGAUAUUUAUUGAUAAUUCUUAUUCCUUUCUCAAAAAACAAGGUGGGGGGUAGAUUUCAGCUUUUUCAUUAAUUGUAUACACAAUUAUUACAGGCUAAGCAAUUAUUUUUUAUUGGCAACUCAUGCAUUGGAUAAAAUGUGUGUCUGUAUUUGCAUAUAUGCAUGUCUACACAUACACACAUAUACAUAUGUGUGGAUAUAAACAUGCUUAUAUAUGGGGGGGGUAUGUAUUUGAUACAGAGUCAUCACAAGAAGGUGGUCAUUAUUUUUUUCGGGGUGGGCGAUGGGUGAAGAAAGACACAAAGAAAAAGAAAAUGUGUGACUGACUUACUUACAGGCUACCACAGGGAGGAAUUGUACCUACUGUUUCCUUCUGGUUUGACCAAAAAGCAGCCAUUCUUGUUAGUUACAUUAGUGGUGCACUGAGAGUAUACUACAGAACCCUCUCUCACUGCUGAAGCAGGUGUGUGCUCCUGGCCCCCUCCUCACACCCAUGAACAUGCAUGCUCCCACAUUGCCAGAAAGCCUGCUGUCUCUCUGUCUCGUGGCUAUUAUUUUAAUUUGUUUCCUGAAGCCCAUGAGCAUUAAGAUGAAAGGACAAAACUGUCCUCCAAUGGGACAUUGUUUGCUUUGCAAGUGCCCAACACAGCAAAAGCUAAGGUGUAAAGAAAAGAAGAUAUUCAGAAUCUAAAUGCAAUUUUUGAGGCCUCAAUGUGACUGUCUUACUGCAGCUUCUAAGAUGAUACAUAUAUAAUGCAUUUAUAAUAGGGAAAAAAAAAGAGAUGCAAAGCUUUCCUUGUGCUUUGCAAACACUUCCUAAACCUGUCACCUGUAUUUUAACAGCUCCUCUUCUUUUAAAUCAGCAGGACGCACGUGGUGGGAAGUACAAAUACCUUGAUCUAGUGCACAAUGAAUUAUACAGUGUUAUAGGUUCAUGGACAACAUUGUUAUUCUACCUGUAACUCAAACGAACCUUCUAAGCCUUACUUGCCCAAAAGCCAGGAACAUAGGGAUAGAGAAAGCAGGGGGGUGAGAGCAAUGCAACACAGCCAGGUCCUCAAGCAAAUGUAAGCACGUAGCUAUUUCCAGUUCAUCUUUGGUGGGAAACCCAGUGCUGCUUAUAAAGGGUGAAGGCCAUGAGUUUCAAGAUAAUGAGGAGCCCAGGUAGCCUUAUUAAGCUGCACAGGUGUCUUGAAAGAGCUGAUGAGUCUUCAGCAUCUUACAGGCUGUACAAGCAGCCAGGUUUAGCCAUACUAAAGAUAUUUUGUUCUCCUACUUUUGAAUUCUAUAGAAAAAGGCCACUCAAUGGCUCAGGCAGCAUGGGUUUGAAAAGACUUAAUUGGACUCAGCCAAACGUGGAAAGAGGGAAAAAUAGUUUGCAUACAAUGUCCAAGAGACACUACAAAAGUAUUGUCUAUAGCCUUUUAUUAUAGGUUGUUGGGUGGUGGUGGUCAAAGUUGUUGUUUUUGUUGGAGGUUUUGGCCCAUGUAAGGAAGAUUUGAAUUUCUUGACCUCUAGAGUAGAAGGAGAAAGUAUAGUAGUGUGUUCUCAUUCACAGAGGACAUGUUUUGUUGGGGUUUCUGUGUGUGUAAACUACAUCUAACACCUACUGCAAUAACUGGAUGCAUAAACUAAUGCAUGACAAUAAAAGCAAUAAUUUACAAAUGGGUAAUUAUGCAUCUUUUCACUUCUUGGUCACUCACCAGUGAAUCCAUAAACGUUAGCAACUGCCCUGUUCUAGAUUCACAUGGACUCAAGUUAAACACAGAGUAGGAGCUUAAAUGGUUUUAUCAAGAAGCAGGUUUGUAAAGACUUCUAGAUCACAGUGCAUUUGAAAUGAACACAUAUUGAGGUCAGGGUGUGUGUGAUAUUUUGGUAUUUUGUUUGUGAAUUUCUUUAGCAUCAAAAGAAGUGUGUGUCUCACCUUUCAUUUCUAGUUUUAAAUGUGCUUAAACAAAAUACCCAAGUGUGUGAAAGGCAAUAACAGGACAAAGUAAAAACAGAAAUCCUUUGUCUGUGUUACAGCGGAUUGGCCUGGGAAUACCUAUCAAAGUCAAUGGCAGAUGCAUAGAAAAAUUCAGGGGAAAGGAAAGUUCUUUGUAUUCCUUCUUUUGUUUUCCUCUCCCUGCCAUGUGAACCACCAAUAUCCCCAACAUAUGAAGAAGCACUUUCUAAACUUUAUUUUUUUAAUUCUAAGGAUGUUUGAAAAAUCCUAGUCUUAGGGGAUAUAGUUUUUGUGGUUUGCUUUGGUUUGGGGUUUUUUUGAUGUUUGUUUUUUUUUAAUUUGUUAUAUAUACAUAGCAGGUUUCCUAAUAUUCAGCUUAGCAAGCAUAAUGUUCAUAGUACUUUUGUAUUAAGCAAAACUAGUAGGUGUGGGUACAGCCCCCUUCUGAAAUAAUAAUUGAAAGAAUAGAGUAGCUGUUCAGCUGUGGCCACUACCGAGGAUGGUACGCAGGCUUAUAGUACUGACAAUUCUGCCCCAGCAUUUAUCAAAACUAUAUUUAUAUAAGUAAUAUAUCUAUUCAGCACAGAUAUUCUCUGAUAUAGAACAUGCAGUCACUUUGAAACUGUAUAGUCUAUAAUGUGCAGUAGUCUCUAUAACCAAGUAAAUUCCACUGAAGUUAAUAGAUAGGACCGCUGGUCUAAUGUAUCUGUUUUAUAUAAUGGUGUACUACUGUUAACUGUCAAAAUGAGAAGGGGUAGGGGGAAAGAAGAAAAUAUAAAAUACAUUUUUAUCACUUUGAGUCUAAUUUAGAAUGAUAUCUGGCUUAAGAUGCUAAACAUGGUAACGCUGCAUCUAAUUAGAACCUGAGUGAGGUUGAGAGAAAGCUUUUUACUGCUUCAGUCAAUACGCUUUAGAGGCGAUCUUUGUAACUUUAAAAAAAAUGUUAAACACAACACGACAUGUAGGUAUUUUAAUACACGUAAUAGAAAACAGGUAUUUCAGAAACCAAAAAUCUGACAUAUGGGCACUUUUUUGACUGGACAAUAGCUAACGGGAACCACAUGAAAAUGUCAGCAGAAGUUAUCUCAAAUUUUCCUUAAGUAGCAGUUAAAAAAUGCUGCUUCUGCCAUGGUAUAGCUUGGGACACACACGCUUAGCCAAUGCAAAUAAUCUAACCCCUGUUCAAAAAAAGAAAGUUUAUAUAACUUUAACUUUUGCAUUUCUGUAGAGUUCAAGCCUGAUAGGUUUGGGGUUUUUUUUUUGUUCCUUCAGGGAAAAAAACCACACACAUGCAAACAUGUAUAUACAAUAUAUUUUGACGGCUACACGUGUCUAUUUAGUUAUAAUUUGGGAGUGGUAAUGGGGCGGGUACACUGAGAACCAGCUAUCCAUCUUAACUUAGAAGUUCAUCAAGAAAAAGGAGUAUGACUUCAUCAUUUUACUUUUACUAUUAUGGGUUGGUGAGAGAGAACAAAUGCUGGUGCUCAGAAAUGAUCUACCUGACUUUGUCAUAUGUAAUAUCCAGUGAUAAAUCUAUU